Messenger RNA from Schistosoma haematobium, 6013 nucleotides. RefSeq lists its product as uncharacterized. The record is from RefSeq and is a predicted model, not a curated record. NCBI's taxonomy places the organism in Eukaryota, Metazoa, Platyhelminthes, Trematoda, Strigeidida, Schistosomatidae. The transcript has a single exon. Bases 1058 to 1693 code for a protein of 211 amino acids.
GGUUACGUUCAACCUUCGCCUUCUGAUUUAUUUGGCACGUGUUUCUUGGUAGCGGUGUUCAUAGUUAACCUCAACUCGACUCCACGCUACAAUUGGUGACCCGUAUUUUGGAUCACGCCUCAGCUUCUGGUCAAAUCUUCCAAAGAAGCCAAUUCGGUGAGUCUAUGAUUUAUCUAUCCACGUCUGUCGUAUAUUUUCAUAUUUUUAAUAUAUAAUAUACUCGACAUGACGGAUAACGAUAAGAAUAGAAUUAAUAUAAUAGACUCACACGUAUGUGUACCGAAUCCUUGUCACUUUUUAUUCGCGUGAUGAUGAAUUCCACGCUUUAUUCGAGAAAUUUUCCCCUAUUAACUAUUCUCCUCGCUGACCCGGCUGCUUGGUACGGAAUGCAUUCGCAUACGCAUUAACGUCUACCUCCCAGCAUCAAAUGGUUAAGUUGAACGGUUUCAUUGCCAACUUAAAAGUGCUCUACGAGCACACGAGAACGACAACUGGUACGAAACCUUAUCGCUCGUCCCCUUAGGUAUUCGAACGAGCUUGAAGGCAGAUAUACAAUGUUCCGCCACUGAACUUGUAUACGGCACGACAUUGCGUCUGCCCGGAGAAUUCUUCACACCACGGAGCAGACCUAAUUUCGGUAAAUCAGACUACGUCCAUCGACUGUCUGCAUUUAUGCGAACGCUGUCUCCGGUGUCAACUCGAAUACAACAUCGACAGGUCGCUCUCUCUCGAGAGUUAUCUACCUGUUCACAUGUUUUUGUACGAGUAGAUUCGGUACGCAAACCUUGGCAACAACCUUACGAAGGCCCUUUUCACGUGAUCGCUCGUCACGAAAAGACCUUCAAGGUUGAUCGAUAUGGACGCGUCGAGAUCGUCAGCGUUGAUCGUCUCAAACCAGCACACGUCGAUGACAGUGCCCUAUCUGGUAACCUGAGAUUCAAUGCUAGACCUAGCAAACCUAGCGGGAUCCUCAAACCAUCUUCAGGUCCCACGCUAGAUACAUCUGAGACCUCAUUCUCACGUCCAGAUCAGCAGACCACGCCGCCUCUGACCUCGGAUGAGAUUACAGGCCCACGCGAUACGAACGAGACUACCGUCUCACGUUCCGGCCGCCGAGUACGGUUGCCCGUACGCUUCCGCGACUAGUCGCACAGUCAACAACCGAUACGGUGUAGUGUUAUUCCUAUGCUACAUGCAUGCUACACUCUUCUCUUUUUUGAUAUUCUUUUUGUUUCCUGAGCCCUCGCCUUCGACCACCUCCGUUUGGUACCGUCGACUUCAGUCAACUUUGGCGAAAGCUGGACUGGCCACCCAUGCUCUUGUCAACGCACUCAGUCGAUAUUUUGGUUUCGAAUGCUUGGCAUACGCUUGGUCUCGAACUUGGUCGUUACGGUCGCUUCUGGUUCAUCGGCUCAACGUGGUUUCGUCCUACGUCUGCAGCGUUUCUGGUCCGGACCCCUACGAACGCUCUCUUCAGAUUCUGGAUACAAACCACUCUGGUGUAGCAUGCCAACUCAAGCAACAAAUACAGCACAUCGCUCCUGGUACCGUUCUCCGAAAACGACCUUCGUUGGCAACUCGACGAUCAACGAUCGCUUUCCUGUUCGCCAAUUCUUCCGUCCUACAAUCGCUCGUCAGCCGAUCAGUCCCACGAUUUAAACCGCUAUUUGUCGAAAGUGUAAACCCUUUCUAGCGGGGGCUCCUGUAGUGACUCACAUUUAUCACGAGAACACGACUGGUUUAAUAAAAACAAUUAUUAUUAUAACCAACUGUACCAGUGUUUGUUUUAACGUGCUUUUGUUUGACUGUGCUAAUGACAGCUAUUUUGUGCUUCCAUUCUUGUACUUACACUUCAAUUGUAACUUCGCGCGAAUUCGGUUACCUUCUGUAACCAAGGUUGUAUCCUGGCACGAUCUCGGUAUCCUUUCGAUGCCACGAGAUCGCCAGCAAAUAAAUAUCUCGACUUGGUCCAUUAAUUGCCUUCUGGUAUUUGGCUUCUCGGAGAUUUUAUGGGUUUCUUUGGUUACGUUCAACCUUCGCCUUCUGAUUUAUUUGGCACGUGUUUCUUGGUAGCGGUGUUCAUAGUUAACCUCAACUCGACUCCACGCUACAAUUGGUGACCCGUAUUUUGGAUCACGCCUCAGCUUCUGGUCAAAUCUUCCAAAGAAGCCAAUUCGGUGAGUCUAUGAUUUAUCUAUCCACGUCUGUCGUAUAUUUUCAUAUUUUUUAAUAUAUAAUAUACUCGACAUGACGGAUAACGAUAAGAAUAGAAUUAAUAUAAUAGACUCACACGUAUGUGUACCGAAUCCUUGUCACUUUUUAUUCGCGUGAUGAUGAAUUCCACGCUUUAUUCGAGAAAUUUUCCCCUAUUAACUAUUCUCCUCGCUGACCCGGCUGCUUGGUACGGAAUGCAUUUGCAUACGCAUUAACGUCUACCUCCCAGCAUCAAAUGGUUAAGUUGAACGGUUUCAUUGCCAACUUAAAAGUGCUCUACGAGCACACGAGAACGACAACUGGUACGAAACCUUAUCGCUCGUCCCCUUAGGUAUUCGAACGAGCUUGAAGGCAGAUAUACAAUGUUCCGCCACUGAACUUGUAUACGGCACGACAUUGCGUCUGCCCGGAGAAUUCUUCACACCACGGAGCAGACCUAAUUUCGGUAAAUCAGACUACGUCCAUCGACUGUCUGCAUUUAUGCGAACGCUGUCUCCGGUGUCAACUCGAAUACAACAUCGACAGGUCGCUCUCUCUCGAGAGUUAUCUACCUGUUCACAUGUUUUUGUACGAGUAGAUUCGGUACGCAAACCUUGGCAACAACCUUACGAAGGCCCUUUUCACGUGAUCGCUCGUCACGAAAAGACCUUCAAGGUUGAUCGAUAUGGACGCGUCGAGAUCGUCAGCGUUGAUCGUCUCAAACCAGCACACGUCGAUGACAGUGCCCUAUCUGGUAACCUGAGAUUCAAUGCUAGACCUAGCAAACCUAGCGGGAUCCUCAAACCAUCUUCAGGUCCCACGCUAGAUACAUCUGAGACCUCAUUCUCACGUCCAGAUCAGCAGACCACGCCGCCUCUGACCUCGGAUGAGAUUACAGGCCCACGCGAUACGAACGAGACUACCGUCUCACGUUCCGGUCGCCGAGUACGGUUGCCCGUACGCUUCCGCGACUAGUCGCACAGUCAACAACCGAUACGGUGUAGUGUUAUUCCUAUGCUACAUGCAUGCUACACUCUUCUCUUUUUUGAUAUUCUUUUUGUUUCCUGAGCCCUCGCCUUCGACCACCUCCGUUUGGUACCGUCGACUUCAGUCAACUUUGGCGAAAGCUGGACUGGCCACCCAUGCUCUUGUCAACGCACUCAGUCGAUAUUUUGGUUUCGAAUGCUUGGCAUACGCUUGGUCUCGAACUUGGUCGUUACGGUCGCUUCUGGUUCAUCGGCUCAACGUGGUUUCGUCCUACGUCUGCAGCGUUUCUGGUCCGGACCCCUACGAACGCUCUCUUCAGAUUCUGGAUACAAACCACUCUGGUGUAGCAUGCCAACUCAAGCAACAAAUACAGCACAUCGCUCCUGGUACCGUUCUCCGAAAACGACCUUCGUUGGCAACUCGACGAUCAACGAUCGCUUUCCUGUUCGCCAAUUCUUCCGUCCUACAAUCGCUCGUCAGCCGAUCAGUCCCACGAUUUAAACCGCUAUUUGUCGAAAGUGUAAACCCUUUCUAGCGGGGGCUCCUGUAGUGACUCACAUUUAUCACGAGAACACGACUGGUUUAAUAAAAACAAUUAUUAUUAUAACCAACUGUACCAGUGUUUGUUUUAACGUGCUUUUGUUUGACUGUGCUAAUGACAGCUAUUUUGUGCUUCCAUUCUUGUACUUACACUUCAAUUGUAACUUCGCGCGAAUUCGGUUACCUUCUGUAACCAAGGUUGUAUCCUGGCACGAUCUCGGUAUCCUUUCGAUGCCACGAGAUCGCCAGCAAAUAAAUAUCUCGACUUGGUCCAUUAAUUGCCUUCUGGUAUUUGGCUUCUCGGAGAUUUUAUGGGUUUCUUUGGUUACGUUCAACCUUCGCCUUCUGAUUUAUUUGGCACGUGUUUCUUGGUAGCGGUGUUCAUAGUUAACCUCAACUCGACUCCACGCUACAAUUGGUGACCCGUAUUUUGGAUCACGCCUCAGCUUCUGGUCAAAUCUUCCAAAGAAGCCAAUUCGGUGAGUCUAUGAUUUAUCUAUCCACGUCUGUCGUAUAUUUUCAUAUUUUUUAAUAUAUAAUAUACUCGACAUGACGGAUAACGAUAAGAAUAGAAUUAAUAUAAUAGACUCACACGUAUGUGUACCGAAUCCUUGUCACUUUUUAUUCGCGUGAUGAUGAAUUCCACGCUUUAUUCGAGAAAUUUUCCCCUAUUAACUAUUCUCCUCGCUGACCCGGCUGCUUGGUACGGAAUGCAUUUGCAUACGCAUUAACGUCUACCUCCCAGCAUCAAAUGGUUAAGUUGAACGGUUUCAUUGCCAACUUAAAAGUGCUCUACGAGCACACGAGAACGACAACUGGUACGAAACCUUAUCGCUCGUCCCCUUAGGUAUUCGAACGAGCUUGAAGGCAGAUAUACAAUGUUCCGCCACUGAACUUGUAUACGGCACGACAUUGCGUCUGCCCGGAGAAUUCUUCACACCACGGAGCAGACCUAAUUUCGGUAAAUCAGACUACGUCCAUCGACUGUCUGCAUUUAUGCGAACGCUGUCUCCGGUGUCAACUCGAAUACAACAUCGACAGGUCGCUCUCUCUCGAGAGUUAUCUACCUGUUCACAUGUUUUUGUACGAGUAGAUUCGGUACGCAAACCUUGGCAACAACCUUACGAAGGCCCUUUUCACGUGAUCGCUCGUCACGAAAAGACCUUCAAGGUUGAUCGAUAUGGACGCGUCGAGAUCGUCAGCGUUGAUCGUCUCAAACCAGCACACGUCGAUGACAGUGCCCUAUCUGGUAACCUGAGAUUCAAUGCUAGACCUAGCAAACCUAGCGGGAUCCUCAAACCAUCUUCAGGUCCCACGCUAGAUACAUCUGAGACCUCAUUCUCACGUCCAGAUCAGCAGACCACGCCGCCUCUGACCUCGGAUGAGAUUACAGGCCCACGCGAUACGAACGAGACUACCGUCUCACGUUCCGGCCGCCGAGUACGGUUGCCCGUACGCUUCCGCGACUAGUCGCACAGUCAACAACCGAUACGGUGUAGUGUUAUUCCUAUGCUACAUGCAUGCUACACUCUUCUCUUUUUGAUAUUCUUUUUGUUUCCUGAGCCCUCGCCUUCGACCACCUCCGUUUGGUACCGUCGACUUCAGUCAACUUUGGCGAAAGCUGGACUGGCCACCCAUGCUCUUGUCAACGCACUCAGUCGAUAUUUUGGUUUCGAAUGCUUGGCGUACGCUUGGUCUCGAACUUGGUCGUUACGGUCGCUUCUGGUUCAUCGGCUCAACGUGGUUUCGUCCUACGUCUGCAGCGUUUCUGGUCCGGACCCCUACGAACGCUCUCUUCAGAUUCUGGAUACAAACCACUCUGGUGUAGCAUGCCAACUCAAGCAACAAAUACAGCACAUCGCUCCUGGUACCGUUCUCCGAAAACGACCUUCGUUGGCAACUCGACGAUCAACGAUCGCUUUCCUGUUCGCCAAUUCUUCCGUCCUACAAUCGCUCGUCAGCCGAUCAGUCCCACGAUUUAAACCGCUAUUUGUCGAAAGUGUAAACCCUUUCUAGCGGGGGCUCCUGUAGUGACUCACAUUUAUCACGAGAACACGACUGGUUUAAUAAAAACAAUUAUUAUUAUAACCAACUGUACCAGUGUUUGUUUUAACGUGCUUUUGUUUGACUGUGCUAAUGACAGCUAUUUUGUGCUUCCAUUCUUGUACUUACACUUCAAUUGUAACUUCGCGCGAAUUCGGUUACCUUCUGUAACCAAGGUUGUAUCCUGGCACGAUCUCGGUAUCCUUUCGAUGCCACGAGAUCGCCAGCAAAUAAAUAUCUCGACUUGGUC